GCGCGUCUUGCAGGGUUUGACGUGACAGCAUUAAAUAAUUGAGAGCUGGGAACACGAGCGGGCAUGUUCGCGUGUGUUCAGUGUAUGCGCUUUAAAGUGCACAACAAAGCUGGCGAGGUUUGGAAGAAUUUACUUUCUCUAUUUUCACUUUCACAAAGAGCAGACGAGUCUGCUGUAAGCCGUGGGGGCGGGAACAUGUGAAGCGAACUCCUACUGCUGCUGGCCUCAGACAUCAUGGACACGGGCACAGAGAGCAGACUCCCGCAGGAGUCCUGCUGCUUUAACAGGACUUUUUCCACCCUGACCGUCGAUGAUGUGUACGAAAUAGCCAAGCUGGUCGGCGCUGAGGUGGAGAAGCUCAUCGACGGCUACGGCAAAGAGAGCGUGGAGGGUCUGGUUCCGAAGAUAGUGAAGGUGCUGGAGCUGCUGGAGAGCUUCGUCUCCGGUAACCAGUCGCUCUGUCUGAGGGAAGAGGAGCUGCUGAAGACGUUUGAGCAAAUCCAGCUUCAGCAGCAGAAGAAGCGCUGGGGGAAGGACGGCGAGGAGGGCUACGAGAAAAAUGAAAUCCGGGAGCUGCAGCAGAAGGAGGAACAGUGGGAGAGGAGAUGUGAGGAGCUGCAGGCCAGGUUGCAGAAGCUCCAGGAUGAUAAGAAGGAGCUGAAGAGCAGGCUGGAGGGCACCUAUGCCCAGGAAGAUCGUACUCAGAGGCAGGAGCGGGAGGUGAUGCUGAAGCUGAAAGGGGUGGUGGACAAGCAGAGAGACGAGCUGAGGGCGAAAGUCCAGGAGAUCACCACAGUCUCCAAAGAGGUGGAAGCGCUCCAGGAGCAGUUGGACCGCUUCAUGAAGAUGAACGAAGAGUUGCGGCACAAGCAGAACGUGCUGCAGACGCAGCUGAAGAGCAUGGUGGAGAGGAAGGCCGACGUGGAGACGGACCUGAAGGAGAAAAACAAGGAGAUAGAAAGGCUCCAAAGACAGCUAAACAAAGCCAACGCACAGCUGAACAAAGCCGACGGAAACAGCUCUCUGCCCAGUCCAAGUCAAACUGCUAAAGAGUUGGCCGAAAAGCCAACCGUUGAGCAGAACGACUUUGAUCAGCCGUGCUUCACAAAGAAGGAGGUGCGGGAGAUUCUGUUUGAGAGGAACGAGCUGAAAACCAACCUCUUCCUGGUGCAGGAGGAGCUCAACUACUACCAGAGGGAGAUUUUGAAUGAGGAGAGGUGUCCAGGCUUCCUUUUGGAAGCUGUCCGGUCGGCAAUCAAAGAGCGAAGGAAGCUGAUAAAGGCGAAGAUGCUGGGGAUUCCACUGAGCGACUGCAGCAUCAGCGAUAAGGAAGAGACGAGUUCCCUGAACGGGCAGACAGAAGUGGAGCACUCAGAAGUAGACGGGCCUAGCAAACCAGCUGAGUCACGCAUUCGGCACCUCUUCGGCUUUCUGACGCGCGCGAACAGGAACCCCACCCACAUGAGCAACUCUGCCUCCAGCUGGGAGAUCCUGGGAGAAACGGAGGCCAGCGAGGAGACGGAGCCACAGCCGACUUCUUAACGCCGGUCGGGAGAGGCUGCUGCGAGGUUUCUCUCUGCUUUCAGCCGCUCCUCGCCCUGCAGCUCGUAGCAGAGCACCUGUUGGAUCAGAGAAAGUUAUUUUAACGCUCCUCGUGCUUGGGUGAAACAAAACUAAGUAUCUUAGGAGGAGAAGACAUAAUAAUAUGUCAGUAAUUUUAAUAAACAAACCCUCUAACUCUCAC
Messenger RNA from Poecilia reticulata (guppy), 1744 nucleotides. RefSeq names its product Rab interacting lysosomal protein (gene rilp). The record is from RefSeq and is a predicted model, not a curated record. NCBI's taxonomy places the organism in Eukaryota, Metazoa, Chordata, Actinopteri, Cyprinodontiformes, Poeciliidae. Gene Ontology annotation, biological process: cilium assembly. Gene Ontology annotation, molecular function: small GTPase binding; dynein light intermediate chain binding; protein dimerization activity. Gene Ontology annotation, cellular component: ciliary basal body; cytoplasm.